AUGGUUUCAGUACAUGAUCUGGAGCGCGCCAGCACACUAGCCAGGGAAGCCGUCGAGCUCGUCGAUGCGGGCCACAAAGAGGCGGCAUCUCGCAACCUGCGCGAGGCUAUUGCUAUCGCCCCGGACAGCGAGGAUGUCAAGAGCGUCUUCCGCAAGAUAAGGGAGGACGAGGAGAACAGUCAUCCGCUGCUCAACCUCUGCCGGCGCAUCGUCACCCAGCAAGAUGAGGGCGCAGCCAGUGAAGCUACCCGGUACCUUCGCACGGAAGGGCUGCAGCCGCCGCCAGAGGUAGCUCUGGAGUGUGUCAAGUUGAUUCUGGCUAAGCCUGCUGCCGCUCUGCCAGCCGGCCAGGACGAGCUGAUCACUGCCCUUGUACGGCAGAGCGCGCGAGUUCGUAGUUACUUUGCCGGUGAGCUACAGAACUCCGUCACCGGUCUGUUUGAUAAGAUCUAUGACCGUGGAGAUGGAGCUGUUGUCUGUCUGGACAUGGUUGUCCUCGAAAGGGGACUCUGGCAGUCAGAGCACACCAGGAAACAUUGUGAAGAGGAACUCUUCCAGCUCUUCAUUGCCAAGCUGAUGGAGUCUGGUCAUGAUCAUGACGGCCGCUCCCUCAAGGGGAUCGCUCGUCUUCUCGUGGUCGAUGCAGACAGCUUGAAGCACCUCGUCGACGAGGAAAGCUUCGACGUUAUCAUCUCUUCCCUGGACCGGAGACUCCCCGCUGAUGUCAAGAGCCAGGCCACCCUCGCUACAGCGAAGUACCUCGAAGUCGCUGGUGAUGCUGGCCAGACAUUCUGCUCCAACUUCAUCAAGGCUAGGUUUGCAAAGCACCGCAAGGAAGACUACAUCAUCGCCUUCUCAGUUGCUAGUGUUGUCUUCCCCAUUAUGCCUGAGUUUGCAGUCAGCCUGUUCCUGACAGAAGCCUUUCUCAAAUCCCUCACCCCAUUGCUUGCCCGGAAAAUUAAGUGCAAGAAUCUGGAACUAGCCAUUCUAGAGUUAUUUAACGCUGCCUCUGUUAACGGCUCUUGUCGAGAGACUAUAUCCAAGAACUUUCUCGACUGGCUUUCUGAACAUCUGAAUGGGGACACUGAGGAAACAACUGCUCUGGCUGCGGUCAUUUUGGCAAAGCUUAGUGUUUCCCCCAAGGAUGCGAGUGCUGCCAACAAGGACCAGACCGGAGUUGUCCAAGAGGAACAUGCCGACCCCUUGGAACUUGUGAAUAAGUUCAAGGCCAUGCUUGGAAAGCCUGGUCAAGAUGGCAAUCUGCGACAUGUCGUCGAAGGCCUGGCAUAUGCCUCUGUCAAGGCUGAGGUCAAGGAGCAGCUCACCAACGAUGCCAAAUUCCUCCAAGACUUGAUAAGUCUACUACUUGAACGAGUUGCCGACUCUACUGUCCUAUAUGGUGGACUGAUGAUAAUACACAAUAUCACAGCAUAUCGACCAAACAUGUCCGAGGAACAGAAAAAGAUGUCCGAACUGAAGGCAUACGCUAAUGCAUCCAAGCCAUGCCCAGCUGCUAAUCCGCUUGAAAAUGACGAACAUACCAAAGCAAGAUGCAGUGCAAUCGUGAAUGCCGGGGUAAUGCCGUUACUGGUGGAAUGUGGAAAAUCCCAGCUGGCCUCUCCCAAGGAUCUUGUCAACAAGAUACUCCUCUCCCUGUCCAAGGAUUCCAAGGCGAGAGGCAAACUCGCUCAACAAGGCGCCGUGAAACUCCUCAUAUCCUCUUUCUCCUCCCAAGACGCCACAGCAGCUAAGACUCCAACUGUUGAGAGCACCAUAGCCAACGGUGCUCAUGCUCUCGCCCGCAUCCUCAUCUCCGUAAACCCAUCCCAUGUCUUCCCUGCCUCUGGAUUCCCCCAAAUCACCUCCGCAAUCCGGCCACUCAACAUCCUCCUUACUCCUCCCGGGACAACAAGCAUCUCCUCCGACCAGCCACGCGAUCUUCUUCCAGUCUUUGAAAGUCUUCUUGCCCUCACCAACCUUGCUUCUUAUCCUGACCAAAGCGUCAGCACCUCCAUAAUCCGCUCCGCAUGGUCAACUAUCGAAGAUCUUCUUCUCUCACACCAUACGUACAUUCAACGUGCAGCUUGUGAGCUAGUAUGCAACCUCAUGUCAUGUGAAGCCGGUGUUGGCAAAUUCGCCGACGGCACCCACCGCGCCAGCCAACGCAUGCAUAUUAUGCUCGCUCUAGCGGAUGUGGAUGAUCUGCCUACCCGUAGUGCUUCUGGUGGUGCCCUAGCAAUGCUCACUGACUUUGAAGGGGCUGUCUCCGCCAUCGUCGAGCGUCCAAGGGGCGUCGAUAUCAUUCUCAAUCUAUGCCAGGAAGAUGAUGACGGGCUGGUUCAUCGUGGCAUCGUCUGUGUUCACAACAUGGUCGGUGGCACAGGCGAUAUCGGACGCAAGGCUAGAAAAGCAAUACGCGAGAAACACGGCAUGGAAGUCCUCAGGGACUGUCUCACAAAGACCAAAAACCCAGCUGUCAUGCGGAGUGGAGUUGAGGCCUUGAAGAAGUUGGUUGACUGUCAGGCGUCGGAUUAA
Nannizzia gypsea CBS 118893 is the source of this 2535-nucleotide messenger RNA. Its product is annotated as ring assembly protein 3. The transcript has 2 exons. The coding region runs from base 1 to 2535 and encodes 844 amino acids. NCBI's taxonomy places the organism in Eukaryota, Fungi, Ascomycota, Eurotiomycetes, Onygenales, Arthrodermataceae. The record is from RefSeq and is a predicted model, not a curated record.